Messenger RNA from Sipha flava (yellow sugarcane aphid), 543 nucleotides. RefSeq lists its product as uncharacterized. The transcript has a single exon. Bases 1 to 543 code for a protein of 180 amino acids. NCBI's taxonomy places the organism in Eukaryota, Metazoa, Arthropoda, Insecta, Hemiptera, Aphididae. The record is from RefSeq and is a predicted model, not a curated record.
AUGGGAGUCAACGACGAACGACUUCCUCCCGAGUUAGCAAAGAUGAUCAACAAAAGAGAUUCUGCCAAAAGGUCUAUGGACUCGAUUAAAACAUUCAUAGACAAGUAUGACCCUGCUACUAAAUCUCUGAACCAACUUCAAACUAGACUGGACAGUCUAAUGCAAUACAGGUCCAAAUAUGAAUCCUGUCAAGAUGAUAUUGAAAAUCAUACAGCAGUUACGGUUGAAAUGCUAGAUCACAGGACUGGUGUUGAUGAUUUUUUCUGUUCACUUAAAGCUGAGAUUUUAGAUAUAAUUGAGCGCUAUUCUAAGGUUCCAUUCAACACCUCAAGUACACCAUCGCAGCCUAUCAUUCGGGAUUCCAUGAAACUGCCAUUCAUUCCUGCUCCUACCUUUGAUGGUGAUCUACAAAAAUGGGUAUCAUUCCUUGACGCAUUCAAUGCUAUGUUUCAUUACAACCAAGGAUUAUCUGAUGUACAGCGUUUACACUAUUUGAAAUCUUGUCUGGUCGGUCCUGCUGCGGCGUACCAUUCCAACAACUGA